AUGUCAUUAGCUACCCAUUUCUCAGCAUUCCUUUUCCUUUUUACACUAGGCAUUCGCUGUCUUAUCUGCUGCAUCUCCAAUUACCUUAAAAACCCAUCACUCUACAGAUCAAGAACUUGGUAUUUCUCAGAACCCAAAUGGAAAAAUCUUGAUUUAUAUUCUCUUCUAAUCAUCCUUCCCAUUGCCUCAUUUUCUCAUGUAUUUCUCUUCCUAGCUUUUUCAGGCACCAACAUAACUUAUAAAUUCUCAUUCUUGCAGCAAUCUUUAGUCAUUUUCCUCUUUUGGGUACUCUUAAUUCUCAUCAUAAUUAAAGAAAGUUUUGAUCUUUAUGCAAUUCUUGAUAGUUUUGUUUACUGUUUUGCUGGUGUUUCUUUUGCCGUUGAAUUCUUGAUGAAUGGGAAAGGACUUGUUGGUCUUAGUGGUAAUGUGUAUGGACAUUUAGGAGAAUUGGGACUUGUUUGUGCUGGUUGUUGUUUGUGUUUAGCAGUAAAUCCAUGUGCAUUUUUCGUGGAGUUUUUGUUUUCCUCUGUGCUUGUAUUGAAAGGGACUUGGGUUUUGCAAGUGGGGUUGUUGUUAUAUACUGAUGUGUUUUGUGUAAAAGGGUGUGGGAAUCUUCUGGCGGCAUUAGCAAAGGGGAAGAAUGAUGUUAAAUGUGAUCUUGAUGAGAAUAAGUUGAGGGGAAUUGCAUUGAUGAAUCUGUUGUUUAUAGUGCACGUUGUCGUGGUGAUGAUCUUGAGCUUGGGGUUGUUUGCGUUGUUGAAUAAGAGUAAGAGGAUGAGAUGUGGUGAUACUAGUGGACCAUUGCUAGCACAGGUUGGAUCGGAGGGCGUGUUGAUGCGUCCGCUUCCUGAAUUAGAGAUAGAAUGA
Nicotiana tabacum (common tobacco) is the source of this 867-nucleotide messenger RNA. Lineage: Eukaryota; Viridiplantae; Streptophyta; Magnoliopsida; Solanales; Solanaceae. The record is from RefSeq and is a predicted model, not a curated record.